UUUCGUGGCAAAAUAGACCUUGCGCAGCUGUGGAACUUGAAUCUGUGGUCGAAGUUGUUGAGUAAAUCGUUGAAAAAGUGGAUGGUUAGAUUAAUGCCGUAUUAAAAGGGUAUAUUAUAGAUUAAAUAUGGACGUACCGCCCCAGUACAAUGUCAGGAAUCGUAAGUCUCACCAAGGUCAGGGUCAUCAACGAAAGAGCCAAAGGUCAAGGAUGAAUGAAGGUCCAACUCCUCUGUUUGAAGACACUAGCACAAUGCCAAAUCCCCAGCAGCAGUAUGUGGGUGGUCAGCCUGGGUAUGGUGGACCCCAACAACAGCCAGGAUUCCCAGGUCAGCAGUACAUUAAUGAUCCAAUGGCAAAUAUGGCUGUGCAGUAUGGAGCUUCAUUGGCUGGACAAGGAAAGGAUGUUUUAGAACAGAAGAUUGACAGGAUUAUGUCUGUGAGUAAGUUGAAGUAUUACUUUGCAGUUGAUACAAGUUAUGUUGGCAGGAAAUUGGGGCUGUUGUUGUUUCCCUACACUCACACAAAUUGGACCGUAAAUUACCGCACAGAUGAACCAGUUGCACCACGUUAUGAGAUAAAUGCUCCAGAUCUCUACAUACCAACAAUGGCAUUUGUUACAUAUUUACUUCUUGCUGGUGUUGCGCUUGGUAGGCAAGAUAGGUUUACGCCGGAAUUAUUGGGAAUGCAGGCGAGUUCAGCAUUAGUUUGGCUGGUCAUUGAAAUAGUUGCAGUCAUCUUCACUCUGUAUGUCAUGAACAUUAAUUCUGCUUUAAAGUCUUUAGAUCUGCUUGCUUUUUGUGGGUACAAGUAUGUUGGGAUGAUUCUAGCAAUUCUCGGGGGCCUUUUUUUCGCAUCUGGAGGCUACUACAUAACACUUAUAUACUGCAGUGCAUCUUUAGUUUACUUCUUAAUGAGGAACUUAAAAAUGUUCAUUCUUGGUGAAACAGACAAUGAGAACUUUGGACAUGGAAGUAAAAGAAGGAUAUAUAUCCUACUGUUCAUCACAACAUUACAACCAAUCUUUAUGUAUUGGCUCACAUAUCACUUUAUAUCAGGAUCAUCAAAAUGAAUGAGGGCGCCUUCCGAACUGGUUAGGUACAGAAUACUUGAAUUUGGAUCAGUGAUGCCUAAAUACACAGGCACAACCAGAGGCUGGUGCAGUGUAUCAGGUAGCUUUCGAUUUGCAUGAUUGCGUAACUCUAUCACAGGUUCACUCAUCUGUGACCGUCCUAUGUUUUCUGCACAACAUAGAUUCUGGCCAAAUUUCAUCCUAGGAUCCAGACAAAAAGGAGAACUCAACGUUUUUGCAUGCGCAGAGCGACUUCGUAGUGACAUUAUUACGUUCUAGGUCGUACCAUUGUCAUGCAAUCGAAAGGUUUCUAUUAUUAGGUCGUACCAUUGUAAUGCAAUCGAAAGGUUUCUAUUAUUAGCCAGAACUGCAACAAUAUAUUCUUUUCAUGUUUUUCUAUUUGUAUUUAUAAAAUAUGAUUUUUUUGUGUUUGUGCUCAAUCUAUUUAUCAUCAUGUAAACAGUUCUUUAAAAAAAGACAUUUGUAAAAUCGAGCUAGAAAAAAUUUACAAAAAUAAUGUGUUACUAAUAAUAAUCAUAGAGCAUGCAUCUUGUGAAAAGGAUUUACAUUACAGAACAAAUGCAAAAAAAACUUCCUAUAAAAAUGUAUUAAUGUUAUAUUGAUACCUGAGUAAAUAUUCAAUAUUUUCAUAUUUUUUUUACAUCAUAGCUACUUCUAAAAUUGUUAUAGGCUGCUUUAUGUAACAUACUAUUGAAACAAUGAUGGAAGUAACUAUGCGAUAAUAAUAAUAAUAAUAGGGUCCCAGAAAGGUACAGGUCUCUCAAAAUUAUUAUAACAAGAAAACUAUUGUACGGUAAUAAAACUUGGUCAAUGUUUUUCAUAUGUUUUAUAAGGGUUUUAAGCACCAAAGUCUAAACAGAGAUUUUGUUUUCAUACCUGAAAGCUUACGACUUUUUUUCUAAUGUGUAUUGUAAGAUAAUAUUUUAAUUCAUUAUAUUUCUAAUUAAGAAAUACUAUCAUUUUGCAUGUUUAAAUAAUGUAUGAAUGGUUAAUUUAUACUGCUAAGUGAUAUGAAGUGCUGGCUGUGGUAUUUAUACAAAGUGUUUAUAUUACCGGGUGUGAUUCAAAUUUGCCUAACUAAUCAUGAAAGUGAUGUGGUUACGAAUAGGCAUUCUACCAGCUAAAUACCUAACCCUACAGUAGGUAGGUGAAGUACUUUCCCUAAGAACACAAGUUAAAUAUAACGUGAAAUGUCUGACCCUACAGUUGAGAGCCUAAAACUUAACCGCUGUACCAACCUCACUUUCUUAGAUGAAAUUUUUACUCAUUUGUAUUUAUCUUUAUAACAUAGUUGAUUGUUAAUGAUAUACAGUAAUGGCAAAUCAAGAUAAUGAUUCCUCUCCUCUUUUUUUGUCUAUGCCCUCUCGGUGGCAUAGACACUAUGUCGCAGUAGGGCAAUUAAUUCUAGAAGGGUAAAUCCGGAAGAGGUCGUGUGUGUAAAUCUGGUGGAGGUGCAUGAUGGGUGCUACAUCUUAAGUACCUUAAAACUGUACCAAAUGGAUACUAAAAAAAAAAAAAAAAAAAUGUGGAUACUUUAUUAGUAAA
Messenger RNA from Anneissia japonica, 2638 nucleotides. RefSeq names its product protein YIF1B-A-like. Gene Ontology annotation, biological process: endoplasmic reticulum to Golgi vesicle-mediated transport. Lineage: Eukaryota; Metazoa; Echinodermata; Crinoidea; Comatulida; Comatulidae. Bases 128 to 1072 code for a protein of 314 amino acids. The transcript has 7 exons. The record is from RefSeq and is a predicted model, not a curated record. Gene Ontology annotation, cellular component: COPII-coated ER to Golgi transport vesicle; endoplasmic reticulum membrane; Golgi membrane.